This is a messenger RNA of Xyrauchen texanus (razorback sucker), 3443 nucleotides long. Its product is annotated as zinc finger protein 800-like. The coding region runs from base 156 to 2345 and encodes 729 amino acids. The transcript is spliced from 6 exons. Lineage: Eukaryota; Metazoa; Chordata; Actinopteri; Cypriniformes; Catostomidae. The record is from RefSeq and is a predicted model, not a curated record.
GAGAGGUCCUCACUGUGCACAAAGGCAGCUUCCGAGUGGGCAGCGUCAGCGCGAGCGGCGAGAGAAACACCCUCCGGACCGCGUCCCACCAUCCGAACUCGAGAGUUCACCGAGUGAGCGUUGCUUUUCAAAAGUUUGUAAAAGGGGUCUCUGAGAUGGAGGUUACUAACACAGAAGAUCAAGGAAGCCUGACUAGAGACAAAUGCUGCCAGACCGAGACACUCCAGAACUGCUGUUGCCAAACAACAGAAUCCCUUCAAGAGCCUUGUGGCAAAAAUCCAGUGCAUUCGAUUGAGCCUGGUGAUCCUCCACUGCUUCAACAGCAGCUCCAGACGUCCAAGUCAGGAAUUCAUCAGAUCAUUGAGUGUUUUCGCACAGGGACCACUAAACUCAGACACAUGCUGUUGAAGGAAGUUGACACCAUAUUUGAGUGUAAACUCUGUCGUAGUCUGUUUCGUGGUCUACCAAAUCUGAUCACACACAAGGAGUUCUACUGCAUUUCCCGGCAACCUGAGUCAGAUGAGCCCUCACAAGGAGGGCAGAGCCAGGCCAUCAAAGAACUUCUUCAAGCUAUCUAUCCACAGAAAGACAGAGAGGAACAUGUCAUUCAUCUGGAGGUCAUUGAGACCAACCCCAAUGCGGUUUUCCAGCAUGUAUCACCAGUGGAUGUUCAGGACACACCUGAUAUCACUACCUCCUACACUGAGAUCCCAGUACCCGAGAAAAAAAAUCGCUGGAAAUCUAUUUUGUCUCCCAAAAAGUUUCAACAGUCAGAUAUUGAGGACGAGAUGGAGACCGAACCAGAUGAGCCACCUCCUCAAGAAGGUCCAAGCUCUGAAGAGCCAGCAAUACCUGAACAGGCAGAAGGGGAGGAAGAUGAAGAGCAGGGUGCCACUUCUGAGAUAAAGGAGAUGAGGAUCUCCUGCUGCCUUUGCGGCAAAGAUUUCGGGUCCAGGCGCAGCAUACGCCGCCAUUGCCGCAAAAUGCACUGGCAGAGGCUAGAGGAGUUGCGUAAAUUUACGGAGACGCGUACAGUGCCCAUCAGCCUGCUGUCUGUCGUGAAGGACAAACAUCCUGUAGAUCCACCACCAUCACCUGGGAAGAGCUGCCCGGUGUGUAAAAAGUCCUUUGCAACCAAGGCCAAUGUCCGACGGCAUUUUGACGAGGUCCAUCGCGGCUUGAGGCGAGACUUGAUCACGCCAGACAUUGCUACAAGACCUGGCCAGCCUCUUUUACUCGAUGCUUCUCCUCCGAAACUACCAAGCUCUCCUCAGAAGCAAGAGCAGAAACAGAUCAACCUGACAAAUUGCCGCUGCAAGCUGUGCAAAAGGAAGUACAGCUCCCAGUUAAUGCUUCGGAGGCACAUGCGCAUUGUCCACAAGAAGCAUGUGCUAGAAAACGGCACAGUCACCAGCAGUGUUAUCUCGAAACCAAAGGCCAAAACAAAGUACGAGGGAAAAGAUAAGGUUAGCUCAAAGAAAAACUCUCUUUCCACUUUCAAAAACCGUAAGAAGAGUGCCUCAUCAAAGACAAAAAAGGUGAAGUCCGCAGAGGACAAUGGAGACCACAGUGUGGGUUUCGACUUCAAGAGGAUCUACUGCUGGUUGUGUAAACGUCAGUUCAGCACCGGUCAGAACUUGAGGAAGCACAUUUCUGAGCUGCAUACAGAUGGGAGCGACAGCAUCUAUAUCAAGUUCUAUCGCUGCCCCAUGUGCAGGUACGAGUCACGGCGCAAGCGCGAUGUUAUUCGCCAUAUUACAGUGGUUCACAAAAAGUCCUCACGCUAUUUGGCUAAGGUAAUGCCGGCUUUGGAGAACCAGGCAGUGAAGAAACCAGCUGAGGUGGUCUUAAGCAGCACAACGAAAAAAACGAAUUCAGAAGAUGAGGGUAGUGGGACGCAUAAUACAGAGGACACUUACAAGCAGGAGCCACCAGAAUCCUCUAUGGUUCGUGAACAAGAUCCUCUUCCCAAAGCGAAGAAACAAGAAUCCCCAACGUCCCCCAAUACUCGAAAGCAUUCUGCUCUUACAUCACUCAACACAGACAAACAUGAUUCUCUGCUUACCCCAAACUCAUAUAGACAAGAAAAAGACCUUCAGGAGUCCAAGAACCCACAUGUCACUCGGAGUCACAAUCUUACAAAGGGUCCACCCAUCACCAGGAGCCAGGAGUCUUGUACUGAGGUUAGGGUAACAAAAAACUUUUCCCUCCAUGCAUGUGAUAUGUGUGGCCGGGCGUUUGCCAAAAAGGUCUACCUCGAGACACACAGACGGAGACAUACUACCGCCAUCACAAGUGGGGACAAACUACAAGGAAGAAGCACUCGAUCAAAGGCCCUUAUUUGACUUUUGUCUCUCUGAAUACGUAGCACAUUUGCACUGGAUUCCAUGGAUGAGUUUAUCUCCAUGUGAAAGAAGAGGAGGUGAUGUGGACAGACUUUAGGGGUGGUACACAGAGGAUGCUCUCUGCAGAAAGGGGUUGAAUGAAUUGAGAUUGAACUGCACCAAAAAGGUUGUUCCUGGUUUGUUCUCUGGAGGGCGCUGUUACUAAAGAAAUGUGAUCCACCCUCCAAAAGGAGAUUUAUCUUCAGUUGAUGUUCAAAAUGAGUUGUUUUGUCUGACAUGUUGUUUAUUAUUUGGGUGGACAAUUUGUUAAACAUCUUCAAAAUGAAUUUUAAUUAACUUCUAUAUUGAUUAUAAGCCUGCCACUUUUUUGUAUUCUUUCUGACAGUCUGAAAAACACACAAGAAUGUUUCUUAAAUGAGCUCAAUUGUUCCAGUGUAAAAGGUGUUGGAGGUGGCUCUGUAUAUCUUCCUUGAAAUGUACAGCAUGUCUAACUAUUGUUAAAUAUUCAUAAGUAGAUAAGUUAAUGUAACUCUGCUUCAUAUUUUCCUGCUAUGUGAUCAUCUCUCUGAAUAACGAAGGAUUGAAAUGCUGCUAAUUCAUUAGAAAAGUUAGAAAUGUACUCUCAUAUUUCUUCUACCCUUUAAUUCAAAGUCUAUAUUAAGCUGCUCAGGAUGUGUCUUAAUUGAGAACCUAGAUUCUGUUUGAAUGUUUUUAUUUUUUAAACAGCUUAAACUUUGUGUUAGUCUUUACUAAAUGGUUGCAUCUGUGACUAAAAAGAAAUAGAAUACUACUGUAUUUGUUUAGUUUGGUAGCCUACUAAUAACUAAAGCUAACCAAAACUAAUCAAGUUUUAGUAGAUGGCUCUUAUCAUUGCUUUCAUGAACUUAUAGUUAUAAUGAAGUAACUGGCAUUUUAGCAAGUAAAUUGCAAAUACAAUUUCUUUUAGUUGGAGUGCAUGCAGAAUGCUUUACACCCUUUGUUUAUGUGUACAAUAGGGCUUGUUUUGAAAUGCCAAAUCCUAGAUCCACGCUGAAGGUGCACACUCCUUUUUAUUUGUAAAAGUAUAUCCUUGCUUGCAGUAGGAUGUUUUUUGUUCAA